Molecule: messenger RNA, 393 nt
Organism: Anopheles moucheti
Lineage: Eukaryota; Metazoa; Arthropoda; Insecta; Diptera; Culicidae
Exons: 3
Coding region: 1-393 (130 amino acids)
Source: RefSeq, a predicted model, not a curated record
AUGAAUAUAAUUCUUGUUUUACUGUACAAAUUGCGUUUUAAUUCCACAAAUCCUUGGACAAAAACAUCGACACUGCACCUGACCGAUAAGAUGGAAGGGCUGUACAGUGAGUUACGGUUAAUGAGCUUCGUGUUGCCGAAGAAGAGCAUGUACACAGAGCAGUUCAAAUUAACACUGACUAGAGCGACAGAGCUGGGAAUAAUAAGACGUCUUUUGAAGACGUACAAUAACGAAAUGCCAACCUGUCAGGAAGGAUCUUUGGUACAUCCGGUGGUGUUGAGAGGUGUCGCUAUACCUUUCUUGGUGUUGGCCGGUGGGUUUGCUGCUGCCAUAGUGAUACUGGUACUGGAAAAGGCCUUCUACUCUAUGCAAACAAUGGGCAUACUAUCGUAA